Messenger RNA from Amborella trichopoda, 2880 nucleotides. Its product is annotated as RING/U-box superfamily protein. Lineage: Eukaryota; Viridiplantae; Streptophyta; Magnoliopsida; Amborellales; Amborellaceae. The record is from RefSeq and is a predicted model, not a curated record.
UUCUUUAUGGCUAGUUUCGGUAAUGUUUGUGUAAAUAUUGUAUUGCGUCUCUCGUCUUUUUAGGGUUCCCCAUCCAUGCUCUUUCUCUCUCUCUCUCUGUCUCGCUCUCAUACUCAAAACCAUUACCGCAAAAAUCCGUAGAAUUAUCUACUGAUCUCGAGCUCAAUAGGUUUCUUGGUUCUAUUAUUCAUAAAGAAUAAAAUUUUUGUAUUUGAGGAUAAUGGGUAUUACAGUAAGGGAGAAAAUCAUCAGAAACAGUAGAAAACAUCGACCGAGUUCAGGUAUAGCAAUGAAGGCCAAUGAAACCAUUACAAGUGACAAAAAACCCUCAAAUUUAUUGCAUCCUUCCCUUUUAAAUUCCUCAAAUUCAUCUGAAAUGGGUUUUCAAAAUUCCUCAAGUUUAUCAGAAAUGGGUCUUCAAAAUUCCUCGAAUUUUUCAGAAUUGGGUCUUCUGUGCUCCUCAAAUUUAUCAGAAUCGAGUUUGCAACAAUCCUCAUUUCCAUUGGACAUGGGCCUGCCCAAACUGUUUAAUUACACUGAUAUUGGAGAUGGGAAUGAAAGAAAGCAUGAGUUUAGUGAAAUGGAUGAGAGCGACUGGGGUUACUGCACUGAGAGUCAAUUAGAAGACCUAUUACUGAAAAAUCUGGAGUUCCUCUACAAUGAAGCUCUCUGCAAGCUUGUUUCUUUAGGAUAUGAUGAAGAAACUGCUUUGAAAGCAGUUCUCCAGAAAGGCCAUUGCUAUGGAAGCUCGGAUGUGCUAUCGAAUAUCCUUCAAAACACUCUAUCGUAUUUGAACAGUAAUGGAACCACUGAUGAAUCUGAACUGGUUUUUGCGGAUUUAAAGCAAUUAGAGGAGUACUCUUUAGCAGGCAUGGUGUGCUUGCUUCAACAGGUCCGACCCCAAUUAAGCAAGGGAGAUGCAAUGUGGUGCUUACUCAUGAGUGAUCUCCAUGUGGGUCGUGCAAGCACUCUUGACAUACCAUGUUUGCCUCCCCCUUGUACCAAUAGGGGCACUCUCGAACCUGAAGGUAAUACUUCAGGCCCUGAAAAUGGGGACUUGAUGCAAUUACCAAUGAAUCCAUCUUCAUCAGUCGGUUCCCAAUCUCAGACUUGUGAUACCCAUAAUUUGGAUUCCCCUACAGCUCCUUUACCAAUGAACCCAUCUUCCUCCCUUGGUUCGCAUUCUCAAACAACCAGCAAUACCCAACAGCCUGAUUCCCUUCCAACUCCUUCUAAUGGAAUUAUGAGUAGUUCAGCUCCACGUAAUUCAACUUUUAAACGUACUGCUCUUACUGAAUUCCCACUAAGUUUUUGCAUAUCACCUCAUAUGAAGCUUGUAUUGAAAAGGACCAUGGCAAGUUACAAUCAUCGAGGUUUAGGAGAUUUAAAGUUGGGAGCUCAUGCUUCCUCGAAUCCGUCGCCAAAUUGCCAGCAUUCUCCUCUUGUUUGUUUAAACAAGAAAGUACAGACAUGGGUGGCUUCUGGCAAGGAGAAUUCUAUCCCUAUGAAGAAUUUGGAUAAUGAUUUACCAGACGCAAAUGACCAAUCAAGGGCUAAUUCGUUCUCAGAUAUGGUGAAUUACCUGUUGGGUAGCUUAGAGAACAUGAAUUUAGAUGAGAAAUUAGAAAAUGGAUCAGAUGACCCCAGAAAUGAGAUGUUAUUGAAGUUGAUGGAUCAGAUAAGAGAUUUGGAGGGGCAGCUUAAAGAGAGGAUUGAUUGGGCUCAUCAGAAAGCAAUGCAAGCUGCGAGAAAGCUGAGCAAUGAUCUCACAGAGCUUAAAACCCUGAGAAUCGAGAAGGAUGAGACUUUGCUUCUUAAGAAAGGACAAAAGCAGGCUCUCGAGGACACAACCAUGAAGAGGCUCUCAGACCUCGAAAAUGCCCUGAGGAAAGCAAGCGCUCAGGUUGAUCGAGCAAAUGCGGCUGUGAGGAAAUUAGAAACUGAGAAUGCAGAGAUAAGGGCAGAAAUGGAGGCAUCAAAAUUAAGUGCAGCGGAGUCAGUUUCUACUUGUUUAGAGGUUGCAAAGAGAGAAAAGAAGUGUCUUAAGAGGCUGUUGGCAUGGGAGAAACAAAAGACUAAGUUGCAGGAAGAGGUUGCCGCAGAAAAACAGAAGAUCAUACAGUUGCAGCAGCAGUUGUCUCUCACGAAGGAGUUACAUAAAGAAACUGAGAUAAAAUGGAAGCUGGACAUGAAGGCCAGAGAAGAAGCAAUUGCACAGGCUGAGGAGGUGAGAAGGGCCAAGGAAGCGGCUGAGGUUUCCAUCAAAAGAAGGCAAGAGGCUUUGCGUCGUAAGAUAGAGAUAGACUUUCAACGACACAAGGAUGACAUCCAAAGAUUGGAACAAGAACAUUCACGCCUCAAAUCAUAUGCUGAAUCUGCUAAGAUGAAUGGCUCCAAAAACUCUUCUGAUAGAGAUGGCACAAAGGCAUGGAAAGAAACAGACAAUCAGAUACUUCAAGAACUCUGGGAGCUUCAAGAAUCGUCAAAAGGGGAAGUGGGUCGCGAGAGGAAAUGCCUAAUUUGCAUGAGAGACAAAGUCUCAGUUGUUUUCUUGCCAUGUGCCCAUCAAAUCUUGUGUGCGGAUUGCAGUGAAUCACAUGAGAAACAGGCCAAGAAGAGUUGCCCUUCUUGUGGUGUCCUGAUUGAUCAGAGGAUCCGUGUCUUUGGUGUAACCUCAUAGGCACCCUAAAACCUAUAGUUGUGUGGGUAUCUCUAUCCUUUCUUUUGCUCCUGAUAUGGGUGGUGUUGGUGAAGGAAAUGCUAUAAUAAAUUGGCUGAAGAGAACAUGCAUUUAUACAAUCCUGUGAAGUUGCUCUGUUAUAUACUUUGGGCUUUAUGCCAUUCAUAACAAGAAAAGAAAAAUAUAUGAUUGUCACCUCU